CUAUGUCUACAGAUCUAUUUCUGCGGCUGAGCUCAACGCCAUGUGACGAGGCAGUGAGCAGCGCUGCACCCCGCGCUGACCAACUGCAUCUUAGCGCCUGAAAUCAAAUGAAUUAUGUUGGACUGUCUACUGUCCGAGAAAAUGUUUUUGCCAAAGCAACUCAAAUCUACGUUUCUUUUAUUAUGCUUUGAAAUGACAAAUUAAAUGCUAGUAAUGCACACAACAGUUGCAGUGAAGGACUUUUUAUGAUGCGUUUCCUGUAACUAGAUUAGAAUCCACACUUUCAGAAUCUGUAAAUAACUCACAUCGUGGUUGUUUUAUCAUGGCCAGUCCCAUUUACCAAACAGUGCCCCCUUCAGGUUAGGAGGAACAACAACAGUGAGUUAGGAGGCCAAUGUUUGCAUUUCAGGCUGUAGAUGUUAGGAAGUCGUGUUCGGUGGUCCGAGUAAAGGGGGCUAGCAGAACCAGGUCAGCCUGGAGACGUUUGAGAAACUAAAGGAAUGAAAGGAGAGAGAACCGGACAUGUGGAGCGAAGGAGACGGAUCAGGCAGGGUUUGGCCCCGCCCACUCUGUGGUCUGCAGGCCUUGGUAACUGCAGGUCAUGUGUUGACCUCUCCAGAGCUCUGCUCCCCCCACCUGUUCAGGUGUUGUCUGUGUCUCGUGCCCCGCCCCCUGCAGGCGAUCAGGACGAGUCGCUGUGUCAGACCUUCCUGACCCAGAUGAAGGACCUGCGUCUGCGUCUGGAGCGCUGCGAGAACAAAACGCUGACGCGUCUGCGGCAGCCGGCCGACGGCGAGCCGCUGAGGGCCUGCGCCGCCAAGACGGCCGAGCAGAUGAAGGUCCAGACUGAGCUGGAGGGCCUGCAGAAGGAGCUCGGCGCCGUCGCUGAGAAGACGGAGGCGGUUCUGGCGGGUCCACAGCCGACCGGCGCCGGUCCGAUUUUGCGCUCCGAGCUGGACCUGACCCUGAAGAAGAUGGAGGCCGUCUACGGCCUGUCCACCGUCUACCUGGACAGGCUGAAGACCAUCGACGUUGUGAUCAGGAACGCCAACGAUGCCGAAGAGUCGCUGCAGAGCCUGGAGUCGCGCCUGCGGGACGCGGCCAAGGUUCCGGCGUCGGAGCCGGAGGUGGAGGAGCAGCGCGGCCAGCUGAAGGCGCUGCGCGGCGAGGCCGAGGCCGACCGGGCCGUCUCCGACCGGCUGCAGGACGAGCUGCGGCGCGCGGCCGCCGUCGGCGACACGACGAGCCGGAUCCACGGCGAACGCGACGACGAGCUGGAGCGGUACCGGCGGCUGGCGGCCGACCUGCUGGAGCGCCGGCAGAACCUGCUGGCCCAGACGGACCUGCGGCUGCGGGAGCUGCAGCAGCUGCAGCGCCGCAUGCGCAGCCACAGGGAGAGCUGCGACUCGCUGAGCCGCUGGCUGGAAGACGUCCGGCGGAGACACCAGGACGUCCAGGACGUCCCCAUCGGAGACGGAGCGGCGCUGCGGGACCGGCUGGUCCAGGAGGAGAAACUCCUGGAGGAGAUGAAGAAGAACCGAGACGAAGUGGAGAGUUGUUAUAAAAACGCCACGGCGUACAUCGACUCCAUCAAGGAUUACGAGCUGCUGGUGCUGACCUACAGAGCGCUGCAGGAUCCCUCGGCUUCUCCUCUGAAGAAACCACGGAUGGAGACUUCCUCCGAUGGCGUCAUCCAGGAGUACGUGUCGCUGCGGAGCCGCUACAGCGAGCUGAUGACGCUCGCCGCACAGAGCGUCCGCUUCGUCACCGACGCGCAGCGCCGCCUGGAGGCCGACCAGAAAACAUCGGAGCAGCUGAAAGAAGAGGAGAGGAGGAAGCUGGCCGAGGUUCAGGCCGAGUUGGACAAGCAGAAGCGGCUGGCUGAAGCUCAGGCUCAGUCGGCAGCCAGGGCGGAGCAGGAGGCGCAGGAGCUGAAGCUGCAGAUGCAGCAGGAGGCCAGCAGGAGGCAGGGCGCCGCCGCCGACUCCGAGCAGCAGAAGAAGAACAUCCAGCAGGAGCUGCAGCAGCUGAGGAGUCUGUCGGAGCAGGAGGCCAGGUCCAAGAGCCAGCAGCUGCAGGAGGCGCUGGACAGCCGCUCCAAGAUCGAGGAGGAGAUCCGCCUGGUCCGCAUCCAGCUGGAGACCACCAUGAGGCAGAAGACCUCCGCCGAGUCCGAGCUGCAGAGCCUCCGGGACCGGGCCGCCGAGGCCGACACGCUCCGCAGGGCCGCUCAGGACGAGGCGGAGCGGCUCCGCAGGCAGGUGGCAGAGGAGACCCAGAAGAAGAAAACCGCAGAGGAAGAGCUGAAGCGCAAAGCGGAAGCCGAGAGGGAGGCGGCCAAGCAGAAGCAGAAAGCCUUGGAGGAGCUGCAGAGGUUCAAAACGCAGGCGGAGGAGGCGGAGCGGCGCGUGAAGCAAGCCGAGGAGGAGCAGCUGAGGCAGGUCAAGGUGGUGGAGGAGGUAGCACAGCGGAGCGCCGCCACCCAGAUGCAGACCAAGGCCUCGAUGUUCACAGAGAAGACCACCCAGCUGGAGGAGUCGCUGAAGAAGGAGCAGGGCGCGGUGCUGCAGCUGCAGGAAGAAGCCGAGCGGCUGAGGAGGCUGCAGGAUGAAGCCGACAGAGCCAGGCAGCAGGCGGAGCAGGAGCUGGAGACGUGGAGGCAAAAAGCCAACGAGGCGCUGCGCCUGCGGCUGCAGGCCGAGGAGGAAGCCCAGAAGAAGAGCCAGGCUCAGCAGGAGGCCGAGCGGCAGAAGGCUGAAGCCGAGCGAGACGCCAAGCGGAGGACCAAGGCGGAGGAGGCGGCGCUGAAGCAGAAGGACAGCGCCGAGAAGGAGCUGGAGAAGCAGCGGCAGUUCGCCGAGCAGAUUGCUCAGCAGAAACUGUCUGCGGAGCAGGAGUGCAUCCGCCUCAAGGCUGACUUUGAGCACGCCGACCAGCAGAGAGCGCUGCUGGACAGCGAGCUGCAGCGGCUGAAGAACGAGGUGGCCGCCGCAGAGAGCCAGAGGAAACAGCUGGAGGAUGAGCUGGCCAGGGUCCGUGGAGAGAUGGACACCCUGCUGCAGAUGAAGGUCACAGCUGAGCAGGAGACGCUGUCCAAGUCGGAGAAGAGCAAGCAGCUGCUGGAGUCAGAGGCUCUGAAGAUGAAGCAGCUGGCCGAGGAGGCGGCGCGGCUCCGAGCCGUCGCCGAGGAGGCCCAGAGGCAGCGGCAGAGGGCCGAGGAAGAGGCGGCACAGCAGAGGGCCGAGGCAGAGAAGAUCCUCAAGGAGAAGCUGGCCGCCAUCGACGAGGCCACGCAGGUGAAGACGCAGGCAGAGAUCGCCCUGAAGGCCAAGGAGGCCGAGAACGAGAGGCUGAAGAGGAAGGCUGAGGAAGAGGCGUAUCAGAGGAAGCUCCUGGAGGACCAGGCCGCCCAGCACAAGCAGCAGAUCGAGGAGAAGAUGAGUCAGCUGAAGGGCUCGUCCGAAUCCGAGCUGGAGAGACAGAAGACGGUGGUGGAGGAAACUCUGAGGCAGAAGACCGUGGUGGAGGAGGAGAUCCGCAUCAUCAGGCUCAACUUUGAGAAAGCAGCAAAGGAGAAGUCCAGCCUGGAGCAGGAGCUGAAGAAGCUGAAGGAUGCUGCAGAGCAGACGCAGAAGAGCAGGCUGAAGGCCGAAGAAGAGGCGGAGAAACUGAAACAACUGGCAGCAAAGGAGGAGAAGAAGAGGAAGGAAGCUGAGGAGAAGGUGAAGAGGAUCACUGCAGCAGAAGAAGAGGCGGCUCGCCAAUGCAAGGCUGCUCAGCAGGAAGUGGAGCGGCUCAAGAAGAAGGCGGAAGAAGCCAACCAGCAGAGGAGCAACGCCGAGAAAGAGGCGGAGAGGCAGGUGGUCCUGGCCAACGAGGCGGCGCAGAAAUGCAGCGCUGCAGAGCAGAAGGCCCAAAACGUCCUGAGCAAGAACAAAGAGGACGUCCUCUCUCAGGAGAAGCUCAGAGACGAGUUUAACAACGCAAAGAAGCUCGCCGAAGUCGCUGAGAAGGCCAAAGAGAAGGCCGAGAAAGAGGCGGCGUUGCUUCGCCAGAAAGCCGAGGAGGCCGAGAAGCAGAAAAAAUCUGCAGAAGAAGAAGCCGCGAAACAGGCCAAGGCUCAACAAGAUGCAGAGAGACUGAGGAAGGAGGCGGAGGACGAGGCAUCGCGGCGGGCGGCAGCCGAAGCUGCGGCGCUGCAGCAGAAGCAGCAGGCGGACGCAGACAUGGCCAAACACAAGAAGGAGGCGGAGCAGGCGCUGAAGCAGAAGUCUCAGGUAGAGAAGGAGCUGUCAGCCAUCAAGCUGCAGCUGGAGGAAACGGACAAGCAGAAGGAGCUUCUGGACGCUGAGCUGCAGAGAGUUAAAGGAGAAGUCAACGACGCCGUCAAACAGAAAGCGCAGGUGGAGCAAGAACUCUCCAGAGUCAAGAAUCAGAUGGACGAGCUCCUCAAAGGCAAACUGAAGAUCGAGGAGCAAAACCGCCUCCUCCUGCAGAAAGACCAAGACAACACCCAGAAGUUGCUCCAGGAGGAGGCCGAGAAGAUGCAGCACCUGGCAGCAGAGGCCGCUCGGCUCGCAGUGGAGGCUGAAGAUGCAGCCAGGCAGAGGCAGGCGGCUGAGGCAGACCUUGCUGAGCAGAGAGCGCUCGCUGAGAAGAUGCUGAAGGAGAAGAUGCAGGCCAUCCAGGAGGCCACAAGACUGAAGGCUGAAGCUGAGGAGCUGCAGAAGCUGAAGGACCAGGCCCAGGAGACGGCUAAAAAACUGCAGCAGGACAAACAGCAGAUCCAGCAGCGCCUCCAUAAGGACACCGAAGACUUCCAGAAAUCUCUGGAAGCGGAGCGCUCCAGGCAGCUGGAAGCGUCUGCUGAGGCAGAGAAGCUGAAGCUCAGAGUCAUGGAGCUCAGCGCCGCCCAGACGAAAGCCGAGGGCGAGGUCAAGAAGUUCAGGAAGCAAGCCGAUGAAGCUAGAGCUCGUCUGCAGGAGACCGAAAAACAGGCAACGGAAACCACGGUGCAGAAGCUGGAGACACAGAGGCUGCAGAGCACCAGAGAGGCCGACGAUCUGAAGAGAGCCAUCGCUGAGCUGGAGGACGAGAAGAAGAAGCUGAGAAAAGAUGCUGAGGAGCUGCAGAAGAAAACCCAGCAGAUGGCGACCGCCCAGCAGGAGCAGAUUGAGCAGCAGAAGGUCAUCCUUCAACAGUCGUUCCUCAGUGAGAAGGAGCUGCUGCUGAAGAGAGAGCGAGCCAUUGAAGACGAGAAGAAAAAGCUGGAGAAGCAGUAUGAGGAGGAGGUGAAGAAGGCCAAGGCGUUCAAAGAAGAACAGGAGCGCCAGCGCGCUCUCAUGGAGGAGGAGAGGAAGAAGCUGCAGGCCGUGAUGGACGUGGCUGUGAAGAAGCAGAAAGAGGCAGAAGAAGAGAUGAAAGCCAAGCAGAGGGAGGUGGAGGAGCUUGAGAAGAAGAGGCUGGAACAAGAGAAACUCCUGGAGGACGAGAACAAGAAGCUCAGAGAGAAACUCCAGAGCCUGGAAGGAGCUUCUAAAACGGGAACAACCAAAACUAAGGAAAUGGAAGUUCAGACGGAUGACGUUCCCGAGGAGCAGCUGGUCUCCAUGACGAUUGUGGGAACAACCAGAGAGGUUCUGAAUGGUGCCGUCGAAGUGGGCGGGGUGAAGAAAGAUGGAGGAUCUCCUUACACAUUUGAUGGAAUCAGAGAGAAGGUUCCUGCAGAGAGACUCUUUGACCUCGGUGUCCUGACCAAGAAGGACAUGGACAAACUAAGAAAAGGCAAAGUCACCGUGCAGGAGCUGGAGAAGACGGACAAAGUUCGAUGGUGUCUGAAGGGCCAGAACUGCGUUGGAGGCAUCCUGACUCCAUCUAAGGCGAAGAUGAGCAUCUACAACGCCAUGACAGAAAACAAGAUCACUCCGGACUCUGCCACCAUGCUUCUGGAGUCUCAAGCAGCUUCAGGCUUCAUUGUUGAUCCGGUGAAAAAUAAACUUCUGUCUGUAGACGAGGCUGUUAAGGAGGAGUUAGUUGGGCCUGAGCUCCACAACCGGAUGCUUUCUGCUGAGCGCGCAGCCACUGGCUUUAGAGAUCCGUACACUGGAGCCAGAAUCUCUCUGUUUGAGGCCAUGAAGAAGGGCCUCAUUGAUAAAGAGCAAGCCACCAAAUUCCUGGAUGUGCAGCUCGCCACGGGUGGGAUAGUGGAUCCCAUCAACAGUCACAGAGUCCCGCUUCAGGCAGCUUACAAGCAAGGCCACUUUGAUGCAGACAUGAACAAGAAACUCACGGAUCCCAGUGAAGAGUCCAAGUCAUUCACUGACCCCAGCACUCAGGAGCCACUCACCUACAAACAGCUGCUGGAGAGAUGCACUAAAGACCCAGACACCGGCCUGCUGAUGUUACCGGUGACCGAAAGAGCCGGUCAGAGAGAGAGAACCCUCACGGAUAUGGAGACUAAAGAGGUGUUCAGCAGAUCCAAUGUUGAUGUUCCGUUCGGAAAGUUCAAAGGAAAGACUGUCACCAUCUGGGAGGUGAUAAAUUCAGAGUAUUUCACAGAGGAGCAAAGAAGAGAACUGAUCCGUCAGUACAAGACAGGCAAGAUCACCGUAGAGAAGGUCAUCAAGAUCGUCAUCACUGUUGUGGAAGACAAGGAGAAGGACAGUGGAAAUGUCUUCAAUGGUCUGAGGGCUCCAGUGAGCGCCGCUGAGCUGCUAGAGUCUAAGAUUAUAAACAAAGACUUGUUCAACAAGCUGAGCAAUGGGAAGAUCUCAGUUAAAGAAGUUUCUGAGAUGGAUGCUGUGAAGAAAGCUCUGCAAGGAACGCCCAGCAUCGCAGGUCUCCUGAAUGAACCAACCAAAGAGAAAAUGCCGUUCUAUCAAGCCUUGAAAAAGGAAUUACUCUCCCCAGAGACGGCUGUAAAUCUCCUCGAAGCUCAAGCAGCAACAGGAUUUAUGAUAGAUCCUGUGAAAAAUGAGCGUAUGCCUGUCGAUGAAGCUGUUAAAUCAGGUCUUGUUGGUCCAGAGCUGCACGAACGCCUCCUGUCAGCAGAGCGAGCCGUCAGCGGCUACAGAGAUCCCUACACAGGGAAAAAGGUGUCCGUUUUUGAAGCCAUGAGCAAAGGCCUGGUAAAGAAAGACCAAGGCAUCCGUCUGCUGGAAGCUCAGCUCUCAACAGGAGGAGUUAUCGAUCCCAUUAAAAGCUGUCGCAUCCCUAAUGAAGUGGCCUGUAAGCGAGGAUACUUUGAUGAAGAAAUCGACAAGACUCUGAAUCAAAACACAGACGAGACAAAAGUUUUUUAUGAUCCCAACUCACAGCAGGAUGCCACCUACGCACAACUCAUGUAUAAAUGCGUCACAGACAAAGAAACUGGAUUGCCAUUACUUCCUCUGUCAAAGAAGGCUCCAAAGCCGAAGGAGGACAAACGCAUAACAGAGGCCAAAACGAAAGAGGCCCUAAGCCAGAAGACAGUGGAGCUGGAAUAUGGACCCUUCAAAGGAAGAAAAGUCACAAUCUGGGAAAUCAUAAACUCUAAGUACAUCACUGAGGAACAGAGACUGGAGCUGAUCCGUCAGUACAGGAUGGGACUGGUAACAAUCGAGAAGCUCAUAAAGAUUGUGAUAACAACCAUUGAUGAAAAAGAGGACAAAACCAAGGAAGAAGCUUGUUUUGAAGGCCUGAGAGAACCAGUCACCGCCAGCUCUCUGUUUGAUUCCAACAUCAUUGACAAGGCCACAUUUGACCAACUCCAGCAGGGUAAGAAGGCUCCCAAAGAGGUUGGUCAGACUGACAGAGUCAGAAAGUACCUGCAUGGCACUGACCGCAUCGAUGGCGUCGCCAUGGAAGGCUCAGAUGAGAAGUUAAGCAUUUAUGAAGCUAUGAAACGGCGUGUUUUACAGCAUAGCACUGGACUGGCUCUUCUUGAGGCCCAAGCUGGUACCGGAUUUAUAACCGAUCCAGUAAAAAACCAGAAAUAUUCUGUGGAUGAUGCUGUGAAGGCUGGAGUUGUUGGUCCUGAGCUUCAUGAGAAACUUCUGUCAGCUGAAAAAGCAGUGACGGGAUACAAAGACCCAUAUACGGGCAACAAGAUCUCCCUGUUCCAGGCCAUGAAGAAGGAACUGGUGUUAAGGGAGCAUGCUAUUCCUAUUCUAGAAGCUCAGAUCACAACUGGUGGAAUAAUCGAUCCAGUCAGCAGCCAUCGGGUUCCCAGUGAUGCAGCCAUCCAGCGUGGCUUCUUCAGCAAAGAAAUGUUGAAAUCAUUCAGUGAAGAGACAGGUGACAUGAAAGGCUUCACCAACCCCAACACCAACCAACGGGUAACUUACAGCCAGCUGCUGGAGAAAUGCAGAAGAGACCCCAACACUGGUCUGUGCUACCUGCCUCUGUCAAAAGUUGAAGCUCCUGCAGUGACCGAGAAAUCCUAUGAGUACACAGAGGAGCAAGCUCAACAAGACCUAGCCAACACUCAGAUUGAGAUCCCUCAUCAGAGCUUUGCAGGAAAGAGCUUAACCAUCUGGGAGGUGAUGAACUCAAACUUGCUUCCUGAAGAGGAGAGGCGGCGGCUCCUGGAGCAGUACCGCCUGGGCCAGAUCACAAAGGAAAGGAUGCUCAUCAUCAUCAUCGAAAUCAUUGAGCAAAGAGAAACUCUGAAGCUGGAGCAUAGCAUGUCAUGUGACGUGAUCAGGAGAAAGGUUACUAUCGAGGAGCUGUUCAGCGCUCGGAUUAUUGACCUGCAGACGUACAAUCUCCUGAAACAGGAGAAGAUGAGCGUCCAGGAGGUGAUGGAGAUGCCGUCAGUGAAGCAGUACCUCUUUGGAACAGGUUGCAUUGCGGGAAUCAUGUCAGACAGUCCUCCUAAAAUCAGCAUUUACCAGGCUAUGAAGAAUGGCCAGAUAAAGCCUGAAGUCGCUGUGAAACUUCUCGAGGCGCAGGCAGCAACAGGAUUCAUGAUCGACCCUGUGAAAGAUGAGCUCCUAACCGUUGAUGAAGCUGUACGCAAGGGUCUUGUUGGGCCUGAGAUCCAUGACAAACUGCUCUCAGCUGAGCGUGCAGUAACAGGAUACAAGGAUCCGUACAGCGGAAAAGUCAUUUCUCUCUUCCAGGCCAUGAAGAAAGACCUGGUUUCCGAAGAAUAUGCCUUGAGGCUUUUGGAAGCCCAGAAUGCCACUGGAGGACUGAUGGAUCCGGAGUACUACUUCCACCUUCCCCUAGAUGUGGCCAUGCAGCGUGGCUACAUUAACAAAGAAACCCUUGACAGGAUAACUGAACCUACGGCGGACAUCCGAGGUUACAUUGACCCAACAACAGAUGAGAAACAGACUUACGCUCAGCUGCUGAAGAGAUGCAGGGUUGAUAAAGAAAGUGGACUCCAGCUGCUUUCCCUGGCAGACAGACGACUUCUCUUCAAGGGUCUCAGAAAAACCAUUCCUGCAGAUGAGCUCCUCCGUUCACAGAUUAUUGACCAGAAGACCUACAGCGAGCUCAUUGAAGGCAUCAUCACGGUGGAGGAGGUCAGCAGAGACCUGAAGAAGUACCUCGAGGGCACCAGCUGCAUAGCAGGCGUUUAUGUCGAAUCUACCAAAGACCGUCUUUCUAUUUACCAAGCAAUGAAGAAGAACAUGAUCAGGCCGGGAACCGCCUUUGAGCUGCUUGAAGCUCAAGCUGCUACAGGAUAUGUGAUUGACCCCAUCAAGAACCUGAAACUGAAUGUCACAGAGGCUGUUAAAAUGGCCGUUGUUGGCCCAGAGUUUAAAGACAAACUCCUCUCAGCUGAACGAGCCGUCACAGGCUACAGAGACCCUUACUCUGGCCAGGUAGUCUCUCUGUUCCAGGCUAUGAAAAAGAAUCUGAUUCUGAAAGACCAUGGCAUUCGCCUGCUGGAGGCCCAGAUCGCUACCGGGGGGAUCAUCGAUCCCCAGGAGAGCCACCGUUUGCCCGUUGAAACAGCAUAUGAACGUGGCCUCUUUGAUGAGGAAAUGAACACGAUUCUCACUGAUCCCUCUGAUGACACAAAGGGCUUCUUUGACCCAAACACAGAGGAAAACCUCACCUACCUGCAGCUGAUGGAGAGAUGCAUGACUGACCCAGAGACCAGCCUUCGUCUCCUGCUGCUGAAAGAGAAGAAACGCGAGAGGAAGACGUCGUCCAAGUCUUCGGUUCGUAAACGAAGGGUUGUCAUUGUCGAUCCAGAAUCAGGCAAAGAGAUGUCCGUUUAUGAAGCGUACCAAAAAGGUCUGAUUGAUCACCAGACCUAUAUAGAGCUUUCAGAGCAGGAGUGUGAGUGGGAGGAGAUAACGAUAACCUCCUCGGAUGGAGUCGUAAAGUCCAUGAUCAUCGACAGAAGGUCUGGACGGCAAUAUGACAUUGACGAUGCCAUCACAAGAGGCCUGAUAGAUAAGUCUGCUCUGGAUCAGUACCGAGCCGGAACCCUGUCCAUCACAGAGUUCGCAGACAUGCUGUCUGGAAACAUGAGCGGCAGUAGAUCACGCUCAUCUUCCUUUGGCUCCUCUUCCUCCUACACCGCCAGCCCGGUGCCUUCCAUAAAAACUCCCGCAACCACGUGGAAUGACCCAACUGAGGAGACCGGGCCUGUGGCCGGGAUACUGGACACAGACACACUGGAGAAGGUUUCCAUCACAGAGGCUAUUCACCGAAAUCUUGUGGACAACAUAACAGGUCAAAGGCUCCUGGAAGCUCAGGCCUGCACUGGAGGGAUCAUUGACCCGAACACAGGAGAGAAGUUCUCUGUGGCUGAUGCAAUGAAUAAAGGGCUGGUGGAUAAGAUCAUGGUGGACCGCAUCAGUUUAGCCCAGAAGGCGCACAAUGGGUUUGAAGAUCCCCGAACUAAGAGCAAAAUGUCUGCUGCUCAAGCUCUGAAGAAAGGAUGGCUUUACUACGAAGCCGGACAGCGGUUCCUUGAGGUCCAGUAUCUCACCGGUGGGCUGAUUGAACCAGAUGCUUCUGGUAGAGUCUCCAUUGAUGAGGCUUUGAAGAAGGGCACCUUAGACGCCCGCACCGCCCAGAAGUUACGAGAUGUCAGCGCGUAUUCCAAGUACCUCACCUGCCCCAAAACCAAGCUCAAGAUCUCCUACAAGGACGCCAUGGAGAGAAGCAUGACCGAGGAGGGAACCGGUCUGCGGCUGCUCGAAGCUUCGUCUCAGUCCACCAAAGGCCUUUACAGUCCGUAUAGCAUCAGCGGCUCUGGCUCUGCGACCGGAUCCCGUUCUGGUUCCAGAACCGGCUCCAGGUCCGGCUCCCGGAGAGGAAGCUUUGAUGCCACAGGGUCGAGUUUCACAACAACCUUCUCGUCGUCAUCCUACGGUUCGCCGAGCUACAGCCGGCGGUACUGAGCAGGAGGCGGAGCAACGCUCACCAGAUGCCUGCAUCCCUGUGGAAUAAAGACCUCCUUUAUUCUGCUCUGCAUGGGGGUGUUAGAAAAAACUUUCCUUUUUCCACCAAUAUAUUCAUUCGCUUUAUUGUAUAUCUUACACUGUAUGGCACCUCAUCAGAUCCAUUGUCAUGUACUGUAAGCAGUACAGCCGACCACCUAACAGGACUAACAGUUUUAAAAUAAACAUCUAGUCUUCUGGAAACACAUUUAUUUCCUAGAAAAAUCGUUAGCAGAACCAGACUGGAUGUACAAACUAGGGUUUCUGAACAUGUAUAUUUCUGAAAGGACAAAAAGCUUCUCUGCAGAGCAGAAUAUGGAGUCUAUCGAUAGUCUGCCUCAAGAACGCCAAGCUUCAAGAUCUUCUCUCUCCUGAGCCACACUGCCAUAUUUACACUAUAAACCCAACUUCAUAACCAUGAACCCUGCAGUCGGAGCAACAUGUGCACACUGUGAGAUGGACACAUAGCAAGAGAGACCUGGGGACACUUUGACCAACACCAAUAAAUCCCUGCUGUUCUGAAUGGCAGAAAGGAAACGCCUUCGGCCUUCAGCUGGUCUCUGCUCAGACAUCAGCGCUGGACUCCAGCGGACGCUGCUCCUGCUCGGUCUGCUUGCUUAGCAAAUGCUCCUCGCCUUUCACUGGGAGACGCUGCAGACCUCAAACUGGUGAGCAGGUUUCCAGUCCGGCUGCAGAAGAAACACCGAAACUUGUUAGCCAAGAUUAAGAUCAUAACAUUGACUUUAUUUCCCAGGCGAUUUAUGGCGACGGUAGCGAUGAUUAGUAAAACAUUUCUUUGGGAAAGAUCUUCAAGCUUCGCAGCUCAGCCAGUUUUUAUAUUUGACACUAAACAGCCUCGUUUUGAUGGUAGAGCAGCACAUUUGAUCUAUAGCUCCUUUUAUUUUCAUACUCUAUAUUUCUGCUUUGCAUGAUUUACUAACAUAUAAAGACAUAACAGCUAUAUCCUUUAAAAGCUUAUGUUUUGCUGUGUUUGAGGGUUGAAGGAUGUUUUAGAGUCAUCCAGCCUUGUUGGUGUAUUUAUAACUAAAUGAGACGAGAACAUUUAUUGUUGCACAUUAAGCCUGUAAAUAAACACAAAAAUGAAAAGAACUAAA
Poecilia reticulata (guppy) is the source of this 12502-nucleotide messenger RNA. The record is from RefSeq and is a predicted model, not a curated record. NCBI's taxonomy places the organism in Eukaryota, Metazoa, Chordata, Actinopteri, Cyprinodontiformes, Poeciliidae.